Molecule: messenger RNA, 300 nt
Organism: Candidozyma duobushaemuli
Lineage: Eukaryota; Fungi; Ascomycota; Pichiomycetes; Serinales; Metschnikowiaceae
Gene: RPL39
Product: 60S ribosomal protein eL36
Exons: 2
Coding region: 1-300 (99 amino acids)
Biological process (GO): cytoplasmic translation
Cellular component (GO): cytosolic large ribosomal subunit; ribosome
Molecular function (GO): structural constituent of ribosome
Source: RefSeq, a predicted model, not a curated record
AUGGCUAGAUCUGGUAUUGCUGUCGGUUUGAACAAGGGCCACAAGGUCAACGGUAAGGAGGUUGCUCCAAGAAUCUCCCAGAGAAAGGGUGCUCUUUCCCAGAGAACCAAGUUCGUCAGAAGCAUUGUCUCUGAGGUCUCCGGUUUGGCUCCAUACGAGAGAAGAUUGAUUGAAUUGAUCAGAAACGCCGGUGAGAAGAGAGCCAAGAAGUUGGCCAAGAAGAGAUUGGGUACUCACAAGAGAGCUCUGAGAAAGGUCGAGGAGAUGAGUCAGAUCAUCACUGAGUCCAGAAGACACUAA